AUGGAUCUCAAGACCGCAUUAAUGACUCGCAGCGACUGGAUUAAAGCAAACUGUGCUGAAUGGAGCUCUCCUCAAACGGAAACUACACAACCCAAGGAGUCGAACCACGGAAAUAAUGGAACUCUGGUCGUCGAUUCGCAUCAAAUUUUGGAUGAUAGUUUCAUCGCAGUCUCGGAUCACUCGGAACUCGAUAUGCAGUUUUCUCAAGAGGAAGAUGAACAUGAAUAUUCUGCCAUCUACAUCGAAUCCUAUGCCGACUCGACCUGUUCUUCUGAAUCGGAUUCUGUAGAAUGCGAAUCGAAUAGCGCAAGCGGCUCAGAUUCCGGAGUCGAUUCCAUUGAAGGCCAUCUUCCAAGUGAAGCGUCGCGCGGCCCGACAACAAGAACCGCCCGUCUCUAUUUGUGCUGCUCACGAAAAUAUAUGAAUCCGACGUUUCACGACAUGCUGGCGCUGCUCGGCAACCCGUCGAUCCAUCCGUGCAACGUCGUCAACGCGAAGAAUCUGGCGCUCAACGUUCGAAUGGCGACGUCCGAUUUUUGCGAGUGGCGCUCGAUGGACAACUUCAUCGUCCACAUCUUCGACAAAAUGUUCGCCAUUCAAUCAUAUAUGGGAAUCGCUUCGGAUCAACGGACCGCUGAGGAAUGCUGUCGAUAUUGUACGGUGUGCUACGCCGUCGUCUACAACAAGUGUAUCCAAAUGCGAAUGGUCCCACCGCCGCCAACGUCGUUUGGUCCCUGGUCGACGCAUGUGGAAGAGCUUCUUGGAAAGACAAGAUGUCCGUUCUUGAAAUGCCAAAUUUGCGGAAAAUGCGGAGCCACUGGACAAUAUGCGCAUGCUGUGUGCCCUCAAGAGAUGCGAAGCUUCAUGACCUUAUUUCUUCCCUAA
Caenorhabditis bovis is the source of this 885-nucleotide messenger RNA. The record is from the annotation of a GenBank genome assembly. NCBI's taxonomy places the organism in Eukaryota, Metazoa, Nematoda, Chromadorea, Rhabditida, Rhabditidae.